AUGCUGCUUGUGGUCCUGGUGGCUGUGGUUGCUGUGGCUGCGGCUGCAGUGGUUGCGGUGGCUGUGGUGGCUGCGGAGGCUGUGGUGGCUGCGGUUGUGGUGGCGGCUGCGGUGGCUGUGGUUGUGGUGGUGGUUGUGGUGGCUGCGGUUGUGGUUGUUGCUGUGGAGGUUGCGGCGGCUGUGGUAGCUGUGGUGGCUGUGGCGGCUGUGGUAGCUGUGGCGGCUGUGGCGGCUGCGGUGGCUGUGGUGGUUGCGGCUGUUGUGGAUGUGGAUGUGCAGGUUGUGGUAGCGGUGUAUAUGGCGCCCCCGGCAGCUGCGGUAGCUCCACUGCAUGCGGCGGCUCUGGGGCCGGUCCUUGUGGAGGCUGUCCAGGUGCCCCAGGAGCAUGCGGCUGUGGCUGCGCACCUUGUGCAGGAUGCGCCGGGUGCAGCGGCCCUGCAUGCACAGGAGCACCGCCCAAUGGGGUGGGGAACCCCCAAGGCCCUGGCUUCGCCACCGAUGCUUCGGGGAUUCCUCCGCCGCCUCCCCGCGGUGAUCCCACCGCUGAGCCGCAACGAAGCUCCAAGCAGAGGAUGUACGAGCAGAAGGCGUCUGAGGCUUUCGAUGCCCUGCUGA
Messenger RNA from Symbiodinium sp. CCMP2456, 615 nucleotides. Lineage: Eukaryota; Dinophyceae; Suessiales; Symbiodiniaceae. The record is from the annotation of a GenBank genome assembly.